Messenger RNA from Rhinichthys klamathensis goyatoka, 3848 nucleotides. It is a transcript of the gene slc12a4, whose product is annotated as solute carrier family 12 member 4. The transcript has 24 exons. Gene Ontology annotation, biological process: potassium ion homeostasis; chemical synaptic transmission; chloride transmembrane transport. Gene Ontology annotation, cellular component: membrane. Gene Ontology annotation, molecular function: potassium:chloride symporter activity. The record is from RefSeq and is a predicted model, not a curated record. NCBI's taxonomy places the organism in Eukaryota, Metazoa, Chordata, Actinopteri, Cypriniformes, Leuciscidae. Bases 116 to 3403 code for a protein of 1095 amino acids.
GAAGACUAGAGGAAUGUGUUGGAGAUUUCAGGGAGAGUUCAGCUGGCCGGGAACGUGCUAUCUGCCAAAAGAAGAGAAAGAGAGGGACAGAUACUCACACUGAACGGGAGAAAACAUGCCCCAUUUCACUGUGGUACCAGUGCAGGAUAACUCACCGUCCAACUAUGACAGUCUGGAGGGUAUAAACUGGGUGGAUUACAGAGACACAGGACAGGGAGGAUACCCUGGACAUGGAGACACAGUUAGCUCAGAUGGUCAUGGCAAUCAUAAAGAAGACAGUCCCUUUCUCAGCAGUUCAGACUCAGCAUCUAAGAGGAAUGACUUCUACGACAGAAACCUGGCUCUGUUUGAGGAAGAGCUGGACAUUCGGCCGAAGGUCUCGUCUCUCCUCAGCCGGCUGGUCAAUUACACAAAUGUUACUCAGGGAGCCAAAGAACAUGAAGAGGCAGAAAGUGCUGAUGCAUCCAGAAGACAAGUGCCCAAGUCUCCGAAUAUGGGCACGCUGAUGGGAGUGUACCUGCCAUGUCUGCAGAACAUAUUUGGUGUGAUUCUUUUUCUGCGUCUCACCUGGAUUGUGGGAACAGCAGGUGUCGUCCAGUCCUUCCUCAUCGUUCUCAUGUGUUGUUCAUGCACAAUGUUAACAGCAAUCUCGAUGAGUGCCAUAGCCACCAAUGGUGUAGUUCCAGCUGGUGGGGCCUAUUUCAUGAUAUCUCGGUCUCUGGGCCCUGAGUUCGGUGGUGCAGUUGGUCUCUGUUUUUAUUUAGGCACAACCUUCGCUGCUGCCAUGUACAUACUGGGAGCAAUUGAAAUAUUUCUGAAAUAUCUGAUUCCCCAGGCUGCCAUAUUCCAUCCCGCAGAUAUUCAUGCGGGGAGUGGUGCAAUGCUGAAUAACAUGCGAGUGUAUGGCACAAUAUGUUUGAGCCUUAUGGCUGUAGUUGUCUUUGUGGGGGUCAAGUAUGUCAACAAAUUUGCCUCCCUGUUCUUGGCCUGUGUCAUAAUCUCCAUUGUGUCUAUCUACGCUGGAGCUGUCAAAUCCAUCUUCCACCCUCCUGAGUUUCCGAUCUGUAUGUUGGGAAACCGGACAUUGGUUCGUGAUUUGUUUGAUGUUUGUGGGAAGACAGUAGUUGUCGGUAAUGAGACGGUUACCAGCAAGCUUUGGAAGAACUUCUGCAGCUCUGAGAAUUCCAGCAGUGCUCAUUGUGAUGAGUACUUCUUUCAGAACAAUGUUACAGAGAUCCCAGGCAUUCCUGGGCUGGCCAGUGGGAUCAUUAAAGAAAACAUGUGGGGGGAUUACAUGGAGAAAGGGCAGAUUCUCGAAAAGGCAAGUCUGUCCUCUGUCGAUGUCCAUGGCUCCAUGGAGACCUUUGGCUUCUAUGUGUCGGCUGACAUUGCCACUUCCUUCACCCUCUUAGUGGGAAUCUUUUUUCCUUCUGCCACAGGCAUUAUGGCAGGAUCGAACAGAUCUGGAGAUCUAAGAGACGCACAGAAGUCUAUACCAAUAGGGACGAUUCUGGCCAUUACAACUACGUCUCUUGUCUAUUUCAGCUCUGUGGUUCUAUUUGGGGCCUGUAUUGAAGGUGCGGUGCUGAGAGAUAAAUUUGGAGAUGCAGUCAGAAAAAACUUGGUGGUUGGCACACUGUCUUGGCCUUCUCCUUGGGUCAUUGUGAUUGGCUCAUUCUUCUCCACAGUGGGUGCAGGACUUCAGUCCCUGACUGGAGCUCCCCGCCUCCUGCAAGCCAUUGCUAAAGAUAACAUCAUCCCUUUCCUUAGAGUCUUUGGACACGGAAAAGCUAAUGGAGAGCCCACGUGGGCUCUGCUGCUGACGGGACUCAUAGCAGAGCUCGGCAUCCUCAUUGCAUCACUGGAUCUGGUCGCUCCUAUUCUCUCCAUGUUUUUCCUGAUGUGUUAUCUUUUUGUAAACUUGGCAUGUGCAGUACAAACACUUUUAAGAACGCCAAACUGGAGACCACGGUUUAGAUACUACCACUGGGCUCUGUCUUUUCUGGGCAUGAGUAUGUGUUUAGCCCUUAUGUUUAUCUCCUCUUGGUACUAUGCCAUUGUAGCAAUGGGCAUUGCUGGUAUGAUCUACAAGUACAUUGAGUAUCAGGGAGCAGAGAAGGAAUGGGGGGAUGGGAUCCGCGGGUUGUCUCUUAGUGCCGCCCGUUACUCACUUCUUCGCCUGGAAGCUGGACCUCCCCACACCAAAAACUGGAGGCCACAGCUGCUGGUUCUGCUGAAGUUGGAUGAGGAUCUACAUGUAAAGUAUCCCAGAAUGCUUACCUUUGCCUCACAGCUGAAGGCAGGAAAAGGCCUAACCAUCGUAGGUUCUGUGAUACAGGGAAACUUCCUGGAAUGCUAUGGGGAAACACAAGCGUCAGAACAGGCAAUAAAGAACAUGAUGGAGAUUGAGCGGGUGAAGGGCUUCUGUCAGGUAGUGGUAGCCUCCAAAGUGAGAGAGGGGAUCGCACAUUUGAUCCAGUCCUGCGGUCUGGGAGGCAUGAAGCACAACACAGUUGUUAUGGGUUGGCCAUAUGGCUGGAGACAAAGUGAAGACCCACGGGCUUGGAAAACCUUUAUUAAUACAGUCCGCUGUACUACAGCUGCCCACCUGGCUCUGAUGGUCCCAAAAAAUGUGUCAUUCUAUCCCAGCAACCAUGAGCGCUUUACUGAUGGAUAUAUUGACGUCUGGUGGAUUGUCCAUGAUGGUGGAAUGCUCAUGCUCCUGCCUUUCCUUCUCAAACAACAUAAGGUCUGGCGUAAAUGUAAGAUGCGAAUCUUCACUGUGGCUCAAAUGGAUGAUAACAGUAUUCAGAUGAAGAAGGACCUGGCAACCUUCCUGUACCAGCUGAGAUUAGAAGCAGAAGUGGAAGUGGUUGAGAUGCACGACAGCGACAUCUCCGCAUAUACGUAUGAACGGACACUGAUGAUGGAACAGAGGUCACAGAUGCUAAAACAAAUGAGGCUCUCCUGUGCAGAGAGAGACAGAGAGGCCCAACUAGUGAAGGAUAGACACUCGCUGAUCAGAAUGGGCAGUUUAUACUCCGAUGAAGAAGAGGAAACCAUUGAAGUGUUACCAGAGAAAAACCAGAUGACCUGGACUAGUGAAAAAAUAGAAGCAGAAAGACGGAACCGAAGCAAUGCACCAGAAAACUUCAGAGAACUAAUCAGCAUUAAACCUGACCAAUCAAAUGUUCGGCGGAUGCACACAGCUGUGAAGCUGAAUGAGGUUAUUGUUAAUAAAUCCCAUGAUGCUAGACUUGUGCUGCUGAACAUGCCAGGACCUCCACGCAACACAGAGGGAGAUGAAAACUAUAUGGAAUUUCUUGAGGUGUUGACUGAGGGUCUAGAAAGAGUGUUGCUUGUGAGAGGUGGAGGUCGUGAGGUCAUCACCAUCUAUUCGUGAAAGGCCAAAGAUCAAUUCAUAGACCACUGUUACUGUGUGUUACUGUAAACUAUAUAUAGUGCAAGUCAAAAAAGUGGUAUGUGAAUACUGAACAUCUUAUGCCAUCCUAAAUAUAUAAUCAAUGAUAAACUGAAAGGUACUAUUCAAUACAUUAAUUUCACUUUAAAUAUUUCAAUAGCAUGUUAGAACUGUUUCAGAUGUGUACCUUUUCAACUGAAUUCCUUCCACAAUCAUGCCAUAACAUUUGGAAUCACAUUGGAAUGUAGGCCAUGUUUGCUAGACAAAAUAACAAGAUGAUUCCCGCAACAACAAUGCUUACGUAAAACAUUAAUAGACAAUUCCUUUAAAACAUUUGAGCUUUUUCCACCACCACACUACAUAUCUCUGGUGUGGCAACAUGCACUUUCAAGCAAGCUAACAAUCAAUUAGAGAAAAUCGUGGUUUG